Molecule: messenger RNA, 1922 nt
Organism: Lonchura striata (white-rumped munia)
Lineage: Eukaryota; Metazoa; Chordata; Aves; Passeriformes; Estrildidae
Gene: TXNRD1
Product: thioredoxin reductase 1
Biological process (GO): cellular response to oxidative stress; cell redox homeostasis; glutathione metabolic process
Cellular component (GO): cytosol; mitochondrion
Molecular function (GO): glutathione-disulfide reductase (NADPH) activity; flavin adenine dinucleotide binding; thioredoxin-disulfide reductase (NADPH) activity
Source: RefSeq, a predicted model, not a curated record
CCCAUCCUACCCCGUCCCGUUUCGUCCCGUCCCAUCCUGUCCGGCCCGCGCCAUGGGCAGCACGCUGCGGAAGAGCCAGGCGGUGCGGCAGGCGCCCGGCGGCGCGCCCCCGGAGCGGCGGCGCCCGGCAGGGGGAGCCCCGAAGCUGCGAGAAGGACAGCGCGAAGCAGCAGCAGAAACUUCCCAGCCCAUUGCUUCUGUACGGGAGAAGCAAAUAGGAGGUCAUGAGAGAGCUUUAAAGGCACAUAAGGAAGCAGACAAUCCUCAGAAAACAAUGGAAGUGAACGGGCUUACGCCGGUACCGGAUUCCUAUGACUAUGAUCUCAUUGUCAUUGGUGGAGGCUCAGGAGGUCUGGCAGCUGCCAAGGAGGCUGCCAAAUAUGAAAAGAAAGUGAUGGUGCUGGACUUUGUCACGCCUACACCUCAGGGAAGCUCAUGGGGUCUUGGAGGAACAUGUGUAAAUGUGGGCUGUAUACCUAAAAAAUUGAUGCACCAGGCAGCUUUACUGGGACAAGCCUUGCAAGAUUCACGCAAAUUUGGGUGGCAGUUUACAGAAGAAGUCAAACACAACUGGAUGACCAUGGCCGAAUCUGUUCAGAAUUACAUUGGCUCACUGAACUGGGGCUAUCGGGUUGCACUGAGAGACAAGAAGGUCACGUAUGAGAAUGCAUAUGGAGAAUUUGUUGGGCCACACACAGUUAAGGCAACGAACAAAAAGGGAGUUGAGAAGCUGUACACAGCUGAGAGAUUUAUCAUUGCCACUGGUGAACGACCACGCUACCUGGGUAUACCUGGAGACAAAGAAUAUUGCAUUAGCAGUGAUGACCUCUUCUCUCUGCCUUACUGUCCAGGGAGAACCCUGGUGGUUGGAGCUUCCUAUGUUGCCUUGGAGUGUGCAGGAUUUCUUGCAGGUCUUGGAUUAGAUGUCACUGUAAUGGUGAGGUCCAUUCUCUUAAGAGGAUUUGACCAGGACAUGGCAAACAGAAUUGGUGAAUAUAUGACAGAACAUGGAGUCAAGUUCAUUAGGCAGUUUGUGCCAAUCAAGGUUGAGCGGGUUGAGGAAGGAACUCCUGGAGUACUGAAAGUUACAGCCAAGUCCACAACGGGGGACCAAAUAAUUGAGGGGACAUACAAUACUGUGCUGCUGGCAAUUGGACGAGAUCCAUGCACAAGAAGAAUUGGUUUGGGCAAAGCUGGAGUGAUUAUCAAUGAAAAAACAGGAAAAAUUCCUGUCAAUGAUGAGGAGCAGACCAAUGUGCCGUACAUCCAUGCUAUUGGAGAUAUCCUGCAGGACAAGCUGGAGCUCACACCAGUGGCAAUCCAGGCAGGAAGGUUGUUGGUUCGAAGGCUUUAUGCUGGGGCAACCACUAAGUGUGACUAUGUGAAUGUUCCAACUACUGUAUUUACUCCUUUGGAGUAUGGAGCCUGUGGGUACUCUGAAGAGACCGCAGUGGAGAAAUUUGGGGAGGAAAACAUUGAGGUGUAUCAUAGUUAUUUCUGGCCACUGGAGUGGACUGUGCCAUCCAGAGAUAACAACAAAUGUUAUGCAAAGAUAAUUUGCAAUAUUCAAGAUAACGAGAGAGUCAUUGGUUUCCAUGUCCUUGGUCCAAAUGCUGGAGAAAUCACCCAAGGGUUUGCAGCUGCUAUUAAAUGUGGGUUGACAAAAGAACAGCUGGACAACACUGUAGGAAUUCAUCCUGUCUGUGCAGAGGUAUUCACCACCCUGUCCGUGACGAAGCGUUCUGGUGAAAGCAUCGCUGUGAGUGGAUGCUGAGGUUAAAUUCCCCCAUCCUUGCUAUUGCCAGAGACUGACUUUCAUCACAGUGUCUGACUCCUGCAGUUCUGAAUAAAGGUUUUGGGAGGAGUCGCUCUUGGACACCUGCAGAAAAGUGUAGAUCUUAACCUGGACCUUCCAUCAUCCU